AUAUUGUGUGCUUCACAUUUCUCAAGGCCAGUGCCGUCAAAAACGAAGGAUAUUUUUGUUGUGUUUAUGUAUUUAUUUAUUUGCUAUUUAUUCAUUUAUUCAUUUAUUCAUUUAUUCAUUUAGCUAUUUAUUGAUUCAUUUAUUUAUUUAUGUUUAUGUCUCAUUCCGAUUUGAGACAUUUGUUUGUUUUAUAUUUCUCAAGGGCAGUGCCAUCAAAAACGAA
This is a messenger RNA of Protopolystoma xenopodis, 223 nucleotides long. Lineage: Eukaryota; Metazoa; Platyhelminthes; Monogenea; Polystomatidea; Polystomatidae. The record is from the annotation of a GenBank genome assembly.